UGCGGGGCAAGAACUUCCGCCACACCGACGGAGCAUGUUCCAUUGUACCGAGCACUUCUAAGACAGUGUCGCAGUUUAGUUGGCGCAAACUGUUCGGAUCCCGCUAAGGUCUCCCAGGUUAAUGUGGUCAGUUGUCGCUUCUUGGUGGGGAAACCAGACGAGGUCGUUGACGGCGGAGUAACGGCCGGCUGCAGGCACAGAGUGCCGUGGUUUUCACCGAAGGAAUUCCAGCGUCAGCGGCGGCUCUUCCACCUUCUUCCGCCGGUUAGCACCGCGGCUAAACAGCGCCUUACCGGGCUUUUCUUUAUCGGUACUACCGUGAAUCGGGUGAGUGGAAUGUUUUCACCCCGGCGGCAUCUCGGUUCGAGUCAGUCAGACACCGACGGCGAAGGCUGUUAGCUCCGGGAUUAGCCGCUAAACCGAGCUAGCUACCUAGCUAGCUCACUGCCGGGUCGCCCCGAAAACAGGGGGAACAAAUUUAAUAAAAACAGCGCGACGUGAGAGUGAGACCCACACGUUUUGGGCGGAUAGCUAUUUGUUCCGGACUUAAAAGUUCGCCCCAGCCGCGCAGAAUGAACGGGUUCAGCACGGAGGAGGACAGCCACGACGGGCCGCCGGCUCCCCCGUUUUACGGGCAGAGCUGCUGUCUGAUCGAGGACGGGGAGCGCUGCGGCCGCUCGGCUGGAAACGCCUCCUUCAGCAAGAGGAUCCAGAAGAGCAUAUCGCAGAAGAAACUCAAGCUGGACAUCGACAAGAGCGUGCGACAUCUCUACAUCUGCGACUUCCACAAGAACUUCAUCCAGAGUGUCCGCAAUAAGAGGAAGAGGAAGACCAGCGACGACGGAGGGGAGUCGCCCGAUCAUGACGUGGAGGUGCCCGAGGUGGAUCUGUUCCAGCUGCAGGUGAACACGCUGAGGCGCUACAAGCGACACUACAAGCUGCAGACUAGACCCGGCCUCAACAAGGCCCAGCUGGCAGAGACGGUGAGCCGUCACUUCAGGAACAUUCCCGUGAACGAGAAGGAGACGCUGACCUACUUCAUCUACAUGGUGAAGAGCAGCAAGAGCCGCUUGGACCAGAAGGGCGACGGAAGCAAGCCGCUGGACUAAGCUCCCCUCGGCCGCCCCACCCCCCCCCCCCCCCCCCCCGCCCAGCUCCAGCUCCACACCAAACCCGCACACCACUAUCAGCAUCUCCAUCCCUUCCCACUGUCGGACCAGAACCCUGGCCGUCCUCUCAGGACGUUAAACAGAACUGGGGGAGACGUGGAGGAAGGAUGGACGCUCGUUUUCGCUCAACCCGGAUUUCGGCUUCUCGCUGUCGCGGACCGGCACUCGCUGCGGAGAUUUACGUCGUAAUACUGUCGAAAACACGGCAUCCGGUCUGAAAUGACUGCAAGUAUCCAAUAUAUAUCGCUGCCUUAAGAGUUUAAAGAGAGGAGGAGGAGGAGCAGAAGGACACUUUGUUGGGUCGUCUUUGGUUAGCUUGUUUUUAGCCGGUGAAUAAACUGUUAGAGGGAGGAGGCUGCAGGGGCGGAAGCGUAUGAAAAAGGACACAGUCCAGGCUCAGGUUCACUUUACCGCUCAGAUUUAAUCACAUGGUCAUUAAUAAUGUCUAAAAUGAAAGUUCUAAGCCUGAAUCUGGCUCUGACUGUGUGUGGUGGCCUGUUUCCACACAGAAUGCGACCGGAUUUAAAGGUGGCGAGGAAUGACGUGCUUCUACGGGCCUCUUUUUCUCAUUAGGACAUUUAUUUUUGUGGGUAAACACUGAUUUCUUUCCUUCUGUCGAGGGCGUUAGGUUUUCUUUCUCUGCGUGUUGUUUGAAGCUGUGCAGGUGAUUAACAGUAAACGGAGACCCGCACCAACGUAAAAACCAGAAAACGGGAUGAUUCUCGUACCUCAGAGCGACGUAUGUGGCGGACAAAGUCUGCGGCUGCGGCUUCUGAGGACUGAUUAUACGAAAAUGUUGCUCUCCUUGCAUCUCCGACUCGCUUCAAUUCUUCCAAGUCUUCACAUUUUGGUUUCCAGCUGCAGCGAUCUGUCUUGAAGGACUAGUUUGGUUUCCGGCGAAGAGGAAGAGGAAGUGUCCUGCCGAUGCCUCCGGAUCCUCCAGAACCAUCAUCCUCCGCCUGUUUCUGUUAGAAUCAACUCACAAUUUAGGAUUUCUGUUGCAUUUUUUUUUUUUUUUUCUGUUUCGUUUUUUUAUGCCUGUACUUUUUUCAUUUCUUGUAGGUUUCUUAGUGUCCUGUAGAAGACAUCCGUCUCUAUUAACACACAGGCCAUGCCUCAUUAUACUGACUGUUUGUAUUAGAACGAAAAGAGAGACAUAUUUAAAGUAUGACUGCGUACUGCUCUUAAUAAUAUUAAUAAAUGUAUUGUCCAGACAGAA
Fundulus heteroclitus (mummichog) is the source of this 2388-nucleotide messenger RNA. It is a transcript of the gene sap30l, whose product is annotated as sap30-like. Gene Ontology annotation, biological process: regulation of DNA-templated transcription. Gene Ontology annotation, cellular component: histone deacetylase complex. The record is from RefSeq and is a predicted model, not a curated record. The transcript has 4 exons. NCBI's taxonomy places the organism in Eukaryota, Metazoa, Chordata, Actinopteri, Cyprinodontiformes, Fundulidae. Gene Ontology annotation, molecular function: transcription coregulator activity; protein binding. Bases 573 to 1109 code for a protein of 178 amino acids.